This is a messenger RNA of Closterium sp. Naga37s-1, 204 nucleotides long. The record is from the annotation of a GenBank genome assembly. Lineage: Eukaryota; Viridiplantae; Streptophyta; Zygnematophyceae; Desmidiales; Closteriaceae.
AUGCCUCUGCUCUCCAUCUUUCGAAGCUUUGUGAACACGUCGUCUGGAUUGGUUGAUUCCCAAGCUCGCACUGUUUGGGAAUCAGUUAUUCGCGAAAGCGCGAUUUACGCCAUCUCCGUCCUACGUGAAGCGUUAUUUAACAAGGCUGGAGCCUUGUUUGAACACGUGUUGAUCCCGCUCCGACCACUGGACAAAUCGCCGUAA